UCCUCUCUCACGCCGAGGCACUUCCGCCUUGAGUCGGAAGCGCCGGGGUAACCGAAGGAGUACUAGAACGUGGGGAUUUCCGGGGGGAGUUUGGGUCGUGGGUGGCGACGGCGACUAGAGUGACCAACUUGGGCACUGGAGUUGGUGUGAAGAUGCUGACCCCUGCGUUCGACCUCAGCCAAGACUCGGAUUUCCUGACUAUCGCCAUCCGCGUGCCCUACGCUCGGGUCUCCGAGUUCGAUGUCUACUUCCAUGGAUUUGACUUCAAGUUCUACGCCAAGCCGUAUUUUCUCAGAUUAACUCUUCCUGGAAGAAUUGUAGAAAAUGGAAGUGAGCAAGGGUCCUAUGAUGCAGAUAAAGGAAUUUUUACUAUUCAAUUGCCCAAAGAAACUCCUGGCCAGCAUUUUGAGGGGCUGAACAUGUUAACUACCCUUCUGGCACCAAGGAAAUGCAGGACUGCAAAACCACUUGUGGAAGAAAUAGGUGCUUCUGAGGUUUCUGAGGAAGGAGUAGAAGAUGACGACGAUGACUUUGAUUGGGAAAUUGAACAGUCCCCCUAUAAAGAGGUAUCAGAAAGUGCUCUGAACGUGCAGGGCCACUAUGGAUUUGGAGGCCUACGGUCGGGAGUAUUUCAGCGAUUACAGGAUGAAUUCAGUGACGUCAUUGAUCUUAAGGAUCCAGAUUUUACUCCUCCAGCUGAACGAAGGCAGAAACGCCUGGCUGCUGAGAUGGCCAAAUUUGAUCCUGAUCAUUAUCUAGCUGACUAUUUUGAAGAUGAAGCAGUUGAACAGAUUUUGAAGUAUAAUCCAUGGUGGACUGAUACAUAUUCAGAAAUGCUGACCAUUUUGGGAAAGAGUCAGGAGCAAGAAGAUCAUGCUGCAUUGGUGUCUUUUUCAGCAGAAGAGAAAUAUCAGCUACGAAAAUUUGUCCAUAAGUCUUACCUACUGGACAAGAGAGCUCAUCGUCAGGUGUACUACAGUCUGAUUGAUAUCCUUCUGGCGUAUUGCUAUGAAACUCGUGUCAGUGAAGGAGAGAAGAAUGUUGAAUCUGCAUGGAAUAUCAGAAAACUGAGUUCAACACUGUGCUGGUUUGAGACUUGGACUAAUGUUCAUGAAGUCCUGGUGUCUUUUGGAAGAAGAGUUUUGUGCUACCCACUUUAUCGCCAUUUCAAGCUGGUGAUGAAAGCCUACAGAGACACUAUAAUGAUAUUGCAACUAGGUAAAAGUGCAGUUUUAAAGUGUCUACUGGAUAUUCACAAAAUUUUUCAGGAAAGUGACCCAGCCUACAUUCUAAAUGAUCUCUACAUCUCAGACUACUGUGUAUGGAUUCAGAAAGCCAAGUCCAGAAAGUUGGCGCAGCUCUUGCCAAAAACCUUGAGAGAAGUAUCCCUGACCAAGGCCCAGCUGGGGUUAGAAGUUGAAGAGUUGGAAGCAGCAGCACUUCUUGCCAGGAGGAAGAAGCUGCAAUGGAAGCAGCCCAUGUGUUUCCGUGCCCAGACAUCUUCCUCCAGUUCUGAGGCAAGUGAUGUAGAGGUAGACCAGAACCACUCCUCUGAGUCUGAAGACUCAGCUUCAGCAGAGGAGCUCAAGAAUAGUGGUCUGAAACCAGUAAAUUCUUUGCAAGGUCCCUUUCUUGAAGAAAGCAGUGCCUGCUUAUUGAUGAUGGUGCGGUUGUGCAGAAACUCGGCCAUCCUGAAGUAUGAUGUUCGUCAGGGAAAGCCUCUGAUCUCGCCCAAGCUCUUGGAGGAUUUGAGGCCUCUGGUAGAGGAGCUUGGAGAACAACUGAAGACUACGGUUCAGAUUUCCAGACCCAAAGGCUCUGUUGCUGAGAACCUCUGUGUGUACAAGAUAAGACGAUGGUAAACUCCAAAUGAUUGAUUCAAAGGGUUUAUUCCUUGUUGAGAAUAUGUCAUAUUUGGCUUAUUUACUGACUGAGAAUUUAAUUUUACUUUGUAGUUUUUCUUAGUGUAUUAUACAACAUUAUUUUUCAAUUGAACUAAUGUUGAUACCUUUUAGUUUUCUUGCUGAAACUCAAAAGUAUUUUACAAAGUGUAAUUAAUAGUUGAAGAUAAAAACAAUUAGUUCUGUCACAACCUGUAGAAUGUAGAGCCCAUUCCUAUUUUAAUAGUGUUACCACCAGGUAUACUUGAAAUAUACUAACUGCACAUACUUAAAGUCUACAAUAUGAUAAGUGUUGACCGUAGAUAUAUAUGCCAAAUUAAUCCUCACGUAAUCAAGAUACUGUAUUUACCCAUCAUCUCCAAGUCCUCAUGUCCCUUUGUUACCCUCUCCACUACCAACCCCACAUGCCACCCACCCCACAACUCCCAGGAAAGCAUUGAUCUGUCCCUGUCACUAAUAUUAGUUUGCAUUCUCUAUUGAAUCACGUAAUAAAUACUGCAUUUUAUCAGGCUUAUUUCACUCAGUAAAGUUAUUUUGAGAUU
This is a messenger RNA of Phyllostomus discolor (pale spear-nosed bat), 2443 nucleotides long. It is a transcript of the gene SHQ1, whose product is annotated as SHQ1, H/ACA ribonucleoprotein assembly factor. Gene Ontology annotation, biological process: box H/ACA snoRNP assembly. Gene Ontology annotation, cellular component: nucleoplasm; cytoplasm. NCBI's taxonomy places the organism in Eukaryota, Metazoa, Chordata, Mammalia, Chiroptera, Phyllostomidae. The record is from RefSeq and is a predicted model, not a curated record.